AUGUCAUCGCUAUUAACUGAUCGAUCUUUGAGUCCCUUAGCCUCUAUUGAACCGUCAUCCGAUUCCUUUCUGGACUCCGAUUUCCAAUCCUCGCCUGAUAGGGAGCUCCGGCGAAGCAUUGAUGCAUCCAGCCAACCACCCCCGCCGAUUCUAAAGCGCGUAGGACCGAACCGCAAAAAGAACUGGAUCUUUGAGGGCCGGUCAAGAAUCAAGUGGUCGAUAGAGUCGCAUUAUGCUGAAGUUUGGAGACGCUUCGACCAAGUUGCCGACAUCUUGACUGGUCGACCCAAGGUGAUUUGCAGGACUUGUUUGACUUUGCUAGACCACCCGCAACAUAAGAAGCACGGGACAAGCGCAAUGGGAAAACACCAGAAAUCCAAGUCUUGUCGACAGGGCCAGAAAAGAACCUACCGUCAGACACUCGCAACAAACUCCAUUCAGAAAGCUUUCCUAGGGGCUUCGUCCAAUUGCAAGAAAUUCACUACAUUGCAGCUUGAAGAAAGGUUACUGAAGACGAUAGCCAUUUUACGAUUGCCUUUCCAGACUAUUGAAAAUCCCGAGUUCCAAGCCCUGCUCAAUUUGGUUCACUCUGGCCCAGGAGAAUUAGAAAUUCCUUCGGCAAAGACUCUGCGACGUCGCUUACGUGACUCUGUUGCAGCCCAACAAGAGACUCAAUUACGAGACUUGCCCGAAGAUGCGAAAGUUUCUCUUGCACUGGAUUGCUGGACUAGCCCUUUUCAGCAAGCAUUUAUGGCAAUUACAGUAUACUUCAUCGACAAAGAUUGGAACUAUCGUGAAAUGCUUCUUGGGUUUGAGCCUCUACACGGAGCUCACAGUGGGGUCAAUCUGAACGAAGUGCUUCUUCAGGUGCUUAAGGACAGACGACUUCUGGAUCGGAUCUUCAGUGUGACUACAGACAAUGCAACAAACAACGAGACUCUCAUCCGGGCCUUGCAGGAGUCACUUCUUUCGAGCGGUGCCAUUAGUACGAGGGAAUCCAUUGUACGCGUUCCAUGUAUGGCCCAUGUGAUUCAGCUUUGCCUGAAGCAACUACUAGGCCAUAUCAGAGCCGCUCCAAAGAAUAAAGAAGUGAGAAGGUUUUGGUCUGACACCCAAGCUGUCUGCCUAAGAGAUUCCCUAGAGCAUGGCGAUGUGGCGCAUACUCUCGCAAAGAUCCGGUCUUUUGCCGUCUUUGUGAAUGCAAGCCCACAACGACGAGAUGCAUUUCUAUGUCUUCAAUCGGGUGGAACUCGGCUUUUCCCCCUCCACGACGUACAGACCCGCUGGAACUCUACUUUUUUGAUGCUCCGAAGAGCGCGCCGGCUCAGGAACACCAUUGAUAAAUACUGCCGAGACCAUGAAUAUAGCCAAUUCAAAGUCACCGAUACCGAGUGGCGGCAAAUCGACUACCUGGUCAAUAUAACAAGGCCGUUCUUCAAAUUUACCAUGGCUCUGAUGAAGACCAAAGAUGUGACUAUCCAUAGUGUCUUUCUCGUGUACAGGAAGCUUCUGGAACACAUCGAACGCUCAAACCGGAAGCUGAGAAAGAAAACCACACCCUGGAAAAAAGAUAUGUACGGUGCCAUGCUCAUGGCAAAGCAAAAGCUAAAAGAUUAUUACGAGAAGACCUAUCGUGACCAUGGAUUUCUCUACGGUACAGCGGCUUUGCUUGCUCCUCAGUAUAAGCUUUGUGCUUUUGAUGAUACAGAGUAUUCGCAGUGCAUUGGCGAGACUUCAAAAAGAUAUUGUGAAUAUCUGCGAUCAUCUUUUGCACAGUAUCAACAAAGAAACCCAGAGAUGCUAUUCCGUGCUGUACAACGCCCUUCGUUACAAGCCUCGGAGUUAGAACGGCUUCUUGAACCAACACACGCGGUAGAAACAAGCGAAGGAGUCGGGUAUGACGAGGUUGAUCGUUAUCUCCACGAGUCGACUACCUCAAUACCACCGCGUGUAUACUGGAGAGAGAAUGAGAGUAAAUUCCCCGUGCUUUCGCGGCUAGCUCGCGAUUUGCUCUCAGUUCCAGCCACUGGCGCAGGAGUUGAAAGGCUGUUCAAUAGUGCCCGGGAUAUUUGCCAUUAUCGCCGGGGAUCUCUGAAUGAGACUACGAUACAAGACUUGAUGAUGUACAUGUGCUCUGAGAAAUUCACCCUGGAGAGCCAGCAAUCGAGUCUGUUGGAUCAUAGGAUGGCGGAAGGGGAGGACCAGGAAAAUCUCGAAGAAAAUGAGGCAAACAAGGAAACCGAAGAUGAGAAUGCAGCUAUCAGCGAUAUAGACGAGAGUGAUCUAGUCGAAGAUACCGAUAUGAGCCCCACUGUUCAGAGUGUUCUGGGAUUUGAAAGCACCGCCUCACAGGAGCUUCCUUCUCACAGUCGACCGCAAGAUGUGACGAUGACGGCUAUUCGUCCAGAUCCAGAGAGCGAUGAUGAAGAUUUGUUGCCACCUCCAGUUACGCAUCUGGGAGAGAGAUAUCAAAAAAGAUCAUCAGGGAGGAUGACAGUGCCUUCAAGCCGACUUGAAGGCUAUGAGCUGUAUUAG
Molecule: messenger RNA, 2535 nt
Organism: Penicillium manginii
Lineage: Eukaryota; Fungi; Ascomycota; Eurotiomycetes; Eurotiales; Aspergillaceae
Exons: 5
Coding region: 1-2535 (844 amino acids)
Molecular function (GO): protein dimerization activity
Source: RefSeq, a predicted model, not a curated record